Molecule: messenger RNA, 9917 nt
Organism: Xyrauchen texanus (razorback sucker)
Lineage: Eukaryota; Metazoa; Chordata; Actinopteri; Cypriniformes; Catostomidae
Gene: tet2
Product: tet methylcytosine dioxygenase 2
Exons: 10
Coding region: 466-5676 (1736 amino acids)
Biological process (GO): oxidative demethylation; positive regulation of transcription by RNA polymerase II; myeloid cell differentiation
Cellular component (GO): nucleus
Molecular function (GO): DNA 5-methylcytosine dioxygenase activity
Source: RefSeq, a predicted model, not a curated record
AGAAAGAGACCAAAAAAAAGGAGGGGGAAGAAAAGAAACUCUGGCCCUUUGUGUGGAGACGACUCAGCAGGAAAGCGAUUUUGCAAUUACUUCAGCUUACCGGUAAAGCAAGCUCAGUUCCUCUGAUCUGUACACACGUGCACACUGGACUGCCUCACUCGGUCCACUUAUACAUAUGUAUACAAGUGCGAGAGUGAGUCUAUGGGCUGCGUCUGGACACGCUUCAAGGGCCAAAAGCAACGCAGCGCUUCUCCCCCCGAUGAUGAGAGCCAACGUCAGUCUAACCCAUGAAUAUUGAUGUGGAGGUAGUCUGUUUCACUGACGAACAGAAGGAGGCAAGAUGGCUGCCCUUUAGGAUUUGUUUAAGAGGAGAACUGAACGGUUUGCUGGAAUUCUACAAAGUGGAGGGACAUAAAACAAGGACGCAGAGAGGGCAGCCUUGUGAAUGGACUCAGAGCAGACCAGAUGGAAGAAGAAAAAAACAGCCAUGAGACGGAAGAAAAUCUGAUAAUUGCACAAAUCAGUGCCACUCAGCAGACAGAGACUCUACUUACCAAGCGGAAGAAUGGAGAUCAGUCACCUGAUGUCUUAUCCCAACAGCUCAAUGGGGACACCAACUGGACAUAUUUUAAGCCCAGCCCAGAGGUCUACCCAAUGAAACAACAAUGGGGGAAAUGUUCCAGCCCUACUAACAUUAAGGGGAUACUUGAUCAAAAUAUGUAUGACAUGAAUGGAGAGAAGAAGCAUGCGCUCAGUGAACAGACACUUGACUUUCACCAGCCUAAAAAGCACUUCACAGAUUCAGAGAUGAAUGGAGUUGAGGACCUGAAGCCUUGGGAUAAAAGAGAGGCAGGAGUGGUGCACCAAUUAGAGGAAUUCCCUAAGCACAAGCCAGGGGAUUCUGAUUUAAAACGUAAUAAGAGAAACUGUCAUUUUCCCAAUGGGGAUAUAUUCUCGCUGUCUAGGAACAAGCAGGUGUCAAUGCCCAAUGGUGCUCCAAUUACCCCAACUUCAGACAAGGGUACAACUGGUGACCUUUUAGAGAAAACUUUGUCUCAGUAUUACCCAGAACAUGUUUCCAUUGCACCUCAAACCUACUCAUCUCAAGUAGAUGAGGUCACCAGCAACCUGUCUGAGCAGGGGAUUCCUUCACCUUCAUUUACCUCAGGUAUCCCUAUCUCACCCCAAACUUCGGCCUCCGAUCCACUUGCCAAAGCAAUCCCAGAGGUGCAAGGCAGCAAUGGCUACAAUCCAGAAUUUAGAGUGAAUAGAUACUCUGUUAGCUUUGCAAAUGAGCAAAAGGAGCCUCCUGAGAUGGAAACACAUUCGCUGAGUCGGGCGGGUGUGGAGUCCAAUAUGACAUUACAAACAGGCAUCAAUAGUUUCUCACAGAUUCAGAAAGAUAGAGAAGGCCUUUCAAAUGACACGGAGUGUUUAAGCAUGUUCUCUCAGUCCAACCAGGAUUUCAACCGUGAAUCUUACAUAUUGCCCCCAGGGAUGGCAGGUACCUCAUGUCCAACUGAUAGGGAUGGGACAUUCAACUCAUUCAGUUGCUCAACCAGCCCUCAGGCACCAAGCACCAAGACAGGUCAGCAGAAUCUACAGUUUAAGAUCCCACAGAAAUUGCAAAUGGAUGGAAGCCUCCUGGACAAUAAAGAUUCUGUAUUGCAGCAACAGUCUUUUGAGCCUCAAAGAGUAGACAACAGGUUGAUUACCCAGGCCUGUUCAGCAGCACCUCAGAAUCAAGAUCAUACUCUGCACGCAGGUCAAACAAAUUCACUGUUAAAGAGAACAGAUCACUCCACUCCAUCACCACAACCACCUACCGACCAACCUCACAUGUGGGACUUUUUCCUUAACCAGGCUCAAUUGCAGCAGGAUACAAUUCCACAGAGCCAAAGUCAUCUAAUAAAUCCUGUACACUCAAACAGCUUCCAGUCUCAGAAUUUUAGUAAGCCCAGUUAUGCCUCACAUAAACGUCAGUCUCAAGAUAUUUACAAAAAUUCACCACCCAGUGCUCAACUUCCCCACAGUUCUAGCCCUGAGUGUCAACUGAGAAGUUCUGGUGUGCAAGGUCACAUUAACAUGCAAUCUAACAAACCCCAGCAAUUAUGCAAAAAUGAUCAAGAUUUGGACCAGAUUCGGUCCCCUGGUGUGCUCUCUCAGCCACCACCAGUUGAGCCUCAUCAGCAGGCGUCCAGCUCAUACCCUCAUCGGUUCCUCCAGAAUGUGCAUAGAAUGCAAGCAGCUCCACAAUCACAAGACACUGCCCAGAGCCAGACAGAUGCGCCUCUCUUGAAAAGGCUUAAAAUGGAGGGCUGCCUACCUCUAGUGAACAAAACAACAGCACAAACUCAGUCUAGUCCAAUUAUGAGAGCAAACUCUAUAUUUCCAGACUCUUUUAGGUCAAAUGUACAGCCUUUGUCUAAUGAAGUGGAUGCUACGCUAAGUGAUGCAAUACAGAUCCAAAAGAACCUCCAGCAGAACAUACAGUACUCUCAGGGCAGCAGUAAGCAACUGAACUACCAGCAACCUCUCCAUCACAGGAUACACAAUCAUUUGGGAUUGACGGACUCACGAUCGCAACUAUCCCAAGUCCCGAAUGAUCUGCAGAUACCUCAAGCAGAUUUGCAGAGACAUGCAGCCUUGCGAAUGCACAUUCUACAGAAGCAGGAGAGGCAAGGCCCCAACCACAUCAGGCCAAGUAUGCAAGCCAUGAAAAGUGAAAACUGUGCCAGUUUAGAGGUCCCAGCUCAGCUGCCACCCCUUCAAAUGCAUCAGCAAUAUCAAGACAAAACCAAAGUCAUGCCUCAGAUAGUAAAGCAGGAGUGUCCCUCUUCAGCCUGUGAACAAAGCCAACAGAGGAGCAUUCUAGCUACGAUGGAACAGCAAUUACAACAGUACGAGCUCUCACCUGUGUUUGAAAGAAAAUCUUUGCUCAUCAAGUCACCCCAUAAGGUGAAGGUGGAGAUGGCUGGGGGGGUGACGGUGCUCUCAACUAGUGCUGAGGGGAAUAUCAAGGACCAGUGCAAACCACAAGAUUUCACCCCACCUAAAAAAAUUGGGUUACAAAGCUUUCUGGAGUCACCCAUGAAGCUGCUUGAUACACCAAUAAAAAACCUGCUGGACACACCUGUGAAAACACAGUAUGAUAUUCCAUCAUGCCACUGUGUCGAGCAAAUAGUUGAAAGGGAUGAAGGCCCGUAUUAUACUCACUUGGGAUCAGCCCCAACUAUUGCAGGUAUCCGCGACAUCAUGGAGAAAAGGUCUGGACUGACUGGAGGUGCCAUUAGGAUUGAAAAAGUUGUGUAUACAGGAAAGGAAGGCAAGAGCGCACAGGGCUGCCCCAUCGCCAAAUGGGUAAUACGGAGGGCGAGUGUGGAUGAGAAACUCCUGGUCUUGGUGCGAGAGCGGGUUGGUCACUCUUGUGAGACAUCCUGCAUAGUAGUGGUCAUCUUGAUUUGGGAAGGCAUACCAACCAACCUGGCUGACAGUCUCUACUCUGAACUCAGCGGGACUCUCACAAAACACGGCGCCCUAACCAACCGCAGAUGUGCUCGCAAUGAGGAGAGAACAUGUGCAUGUCAGGGUUUUGAGCCUGAUGCCUGUGGAGCCUCUUUCUCAUUCGGUUGCUCCUGGAGCAUGUACUAUAAUGGAUGCAAAUUUGCCAGGAGUAAAGUCCCUCGAAAGUUCAAACUUCUUGGGGAUGAUCCCAAAGAGGAGGAGAAACUGGAACAAAAUCUCCAGGGUCUUGCAACUUUGAUGGCCCCACUGUACAAACAAAUGGCACCUGAUGCUUACUCCAAUCAGGUGGAGCAUGAACACAGAGCUCCCGAUUGCCGUCUGGGCCUAAAGGAAGGACGCCCAUUUUCUGGAGUGACAGCCUGUCUAGACUUCUGUGCCCACGCUCACAGAGACCUGCACAACAUGCAGGGGGGCAGUACGGUGGUCUGCACGCUAACACGAGAGGACAAUCGUGAGAUUGCAAAGAUUCCUGAAGAUGAGCAACUGCAUGUGCUUCCCUUGUACAAGGCUUCAUCCACUGAUGAGUUUGGCAGUGCUGAGGCUCAGCUGGAGAAGACCAAGACCGGUGCUAUUCAGGUGCUCAAUGCCUUUCGUCGACAGGUACGUAUGCUGGCAGAGCCCGCAAAGUCAUGCCGGCAGAAGAAACUAGAUGCCAAGAAAGCUGCCGCUAACAAGACAACCCACACCAGCACACCCAAUUCCAAAAUGGACAACACCCAGCAAGCAAAGCAGAAACAAAGUGCUUAUGAGUACCCAGGCCAGAACACCCCUGUAACAGGCCCAAGUAACAUGAAAGCUACUCCGGAUUCUGGGCAGCCCUUAAAUGCUCACGCUGCCCAUUUGCAGCAGCACCAGCAGCCAACACGCCCCAAUCCUGCUCCCCCUUACCCCGGCCCACCCUUCUCUAGAUACUUAAAUCCACCAGGAUCCUUACCUAACACUUUUAAACCAGCACCUGCGCAUCCUCAAACACCGUCCUCUGCCAGUCCUUAUCCCUCUUCUUUAAAUGUUGCCAACCCUUACAUUAAUGUGGCUAAUUCAUCCAUCCCACAUUCAGGGUCUCUUACACCCAACACCCUUUACCCUGGUAACCAAUGUAAUGGAGGAGGGCCCAUGGACAACUACCACCCUUACUACUUUUCCAAUCUAAAGCAUUUAGAUAUGUAUCAUCCCCAAAGAAAUUCACUGUACUCUGAGCAGCAGUACAACGCACCUCAACAUUAUGGGGUUAACUAUCCACCACACUAUGGAGAGCCUAGCUUGGCAGUCAAUGGCUAUAGCACUUGUAACAUGAGACCUGGCAUGCACUCUAUGGGGCAUUUCCCAGGUUACAGCCCUAAUAUGCCACCUGAUGCCUUCUCUAGGCCUCCCUCAGCCCAUUCACAUUUGGACUAUGCAGCUGUUGGUAAAAGCAGCCAAUUUGAAGCUUACCCCAAGCCUCAUAUGUCCCAGAAUCCUCAGAUGUUUCCUCCCAAUCUAAAUACCUUGAGUAUGCAAAGUAAUAAAGAUUUAGAGAUAAACUUGCAUGGAACGAAUGGUAUCUCUCAGGUGUUUCCUCCUUUGGGCAAUGAGUGCUUCAACCCGAACCAACCCCCAGGGUUGAUGCAAUUUAAUGAAAAUGCCUUUAAUCCCCUCGUCAAACAGGAACCAUGUUCUCAGACUUUAGAGAAAAAAGAAAAGGAAGACGUGUGGUCUGACAGUGAACACAACUUCCUUGACCCUGAAAUCGGAGGGGUGGCAGUGGCACCUAGUCAUGGAUCGAUCAUUAUUGAGUGCGCUAAACGUGAGCUCCAUGCCACCACGCCGCUCAAGAAGCCCGACCGCAACCAUCCCACCCGUAUAUCUCUGGUUUUCUACCAGCACAAGAACAUCAACGAGGCGAAACAUGGACUGGCUCUGUGGGAGGCCAAAAUGGCGGAGAAAGCCCGGGAGAAAGAGGAUGACGCUGAGAAACAUGGUGCUGAAAACACAUCCAGCAAGAGCGGCGGAAAGAAGGUGAAACGAGAACUUUCGGAAGCCUCAGAGGCGCCGUCGAAGCGAUUCCUCCUCAUGCUUACUGGACAGUCAAUGUCAUGCACUACAAAUACAUACGUAAGCACAUCUCCGUAUGCCUUUACCAAGGUGACUGGGCCUUACAAUCAUUUCUCAUGAAGACCUCCAUUGGUUAAGAGCAUUUACAGGCUCACACACACAAGAGUGGCAUCAGAAGAAUGAAAUGGUGCUACAGAAUAGGGUUGCUGACCUUUAGUGCCACUGGCCACAUAACUGGUUUGUGUGAGGCUACUGACAAUAGACCAGUAAGAUUAAGUUUUACACUUUGUAGAAAGGCAUAGCAGAUAUAAAUCAGGCGUGUCAGCUUUUAAGAGGUCAAGCGUUACUGUUUGACCAAUUGGAAGUAUUUAUUUAUUAUUUUAUUACUCUCUUAUGAUAACACACUGUUGCUCUUACAUGGUGCUGAAAGUCCAACAAAUCUGGAUAAUUACUGGACACACAGAUUCGUUUUUUUGGUGAUUUUUAGGGCUUUUAUCAUGGUGCUAGAAUCUUUUCAAAUGCCUUUCUUUAAAAGUACACAACUAAACACAUUGUUAGCCUGAUGUUUUGUGAGUAAUACACAGUUAUUUCAUUAUUUUGAUGAGCAAUGAAGCAAAAUGUUAGCCUAAUAAGCUAGCUUAAUGAGUGUUCUUAGAAGCACUUUUUAUAAUAGUAUUUUAUAAUGUUGCGGCUAUCUGAAAAUAAAUUAAUGAUUGGAUGUUACUCGAUCAUUGAGUGAGGCUUAAAGGAAUAUUACGGGAUCAAUACAAGUUCGGCUCAAUCGACGGCGUUUGUGGCAUAUUAUUGAUUACCACAGAAACUAUUUUUGACUCGUACCUCGUUUUCUUUAAAAAAAGCCCAAUUGAGCUUAACUUGAACCCGGAAUAUUCCUUUAAUCAUCUACACUGACGUCUCAUUAAAUGUGGGAAACGUGGACAACUCGCAAUGAAUCCAUUGUUUUACAGUUGAACGGCAUUUUUUACUAAAUUUCUCUGGUGCUCUUACAAUUUCACGAAUCCUUUAUUCUUACAUUUAUAUACUGUAUAUUGAGCCGUACAUUUUGUAAUCAUAAUGUCCUUAGAGAAAUCACAAGAAUGGUGAUAUUUUGAAUGCUGGACCGCAGGUGUAUAACAGUGUGACUUACUUUCUUCUUCAUAACACAAAAUGACAAUUUAAUGAUUUUUAAAACAGUCACAUUGGCUGAAUUCAAUUCAAUGGCAGGGAACCAAUAAGGUUAUCGAUGUUGUCAUCUGGAUUCAGUGAUGAAUACGGAGUUUAUGCAAUGAUUUUAUUUGUUUUGACAGUGAAACUCUUCAACAUACAAUGUGAUCGCAUGCCUUCAGAAGACUUGAAAUAUUACCUAUUUGACUUUAGACACUUUUGGUUGCUUUAUAAAGUGUUAAAAUGAGUCACCGUCUACUGCCAUUGGACUGAAUUCAGCUCACAGCACUGGAUUGAAUCGUCAUUAAGUUAUCUUCUUUAGUGUUCCACAAGUAAAAUAAGUCGUAUGGGUUUGGAACGACGUGAGCAGGGCUGGACUGGUAAUCUGGCAUGCCGGGCAUUUUCCUGGUGGGCCGAAGCACUUUGGGGUCGAUGGACUGGCCAUCCGGGGGAAACAAGCGGGCCUAAUGGGUUGCAAUAAGCUAAAUUGAGCCGAUGCGUUAUGCAGAAAUGGCCAGUGAACACCCCUGCUCAACAACUUUUGGGCCGGUUGCUAUGUAAACUUCCGGGCCAAUCAGCCCCCCCCCCCCCACCCACGCUCAACAACUUUUGGGCUGGUUGCUAUGUAAAAUCCCAGGCCAAUCACCCCCGCUCAACAACUUUUGGGCCGGUUGCUAUGUAAACUUCCAGGACAAUGAAAACCCCCCACCCUCACUCAACAACUUCCGGGCCAAUUAUCCCCCCACCACCCACGCUCAACAACUUUUGGGCCGGUUGCUAUGUAAACUUCCGGGCCAAUCACCCUCCCCCCCCACCCCAACUCAACAACUUUUGGGCCGAUUUCUCUUCCCAGUCCAGCCCUGGACGUGAGGGUGAAAAAAUUAUAACAUAAAUUUCAUUUUUGGGUGAACUAUUCCUUUAAGAGUGUAGGGAAAGGAUGGUCAAUAUGAUCUCUGUUUCUAAGGCAGCUGGCUCAACUUGCUGUGGAGGUUGUUCGAUAACUUUAGCUGUAUGAAUAAAGUUGAGAUUUGUACAGUAAAUUAAUGAUUUUCUUUCUGGAAUGUACACUUGUAUUUUAGUUGAAUUAAGAAUAGUAUUCUUUCUUUGGGUUUGAAUUGAUGUUAUUUCAAACGGUGCUACUUGACCUGCUAUAAAUACAAUAUAAUGUGAGAAGCUCUAUGGGUGGUGAAAAGGCUUAUGAAUGAUGUAGAGAAUCUACUUCUCAUAUACCUCAAAACUAGUUUGGCAAUAGAAUUAUAAUACCAAGGUGUUUCUUUCCUUUGAUUUCCAAACACGUUGUAGCAAAUAUGACACAGACCAUCAGGCCGUCAUUGAUGCUUAGUUCAAUUCUUACUUUCUCAACACUUCUAGAAAGUAUGACUUGAACUUCAAGCUUCAGUGAGAUUGCAAAAUCAGGGAUAUGUUAGCUAGUUUCUAUCACUUGUAUUUAUGUUGUCUUCUCUAAUUCAGGUAUCAGCCUUUGCAUCAUAAAUCCUCAUGAACUAUGAAUUGUAAAUACCACACACAAAACUAACUUUGUCAGAAAAAUAAAACGACCCUGAUUUUUGUACUGUGUUGAAGUGGAAUGCUAACAAACAUGCUAACAUGCACUGAGUUAAUGAAAGGGAAAGUUGCAUUGACAUUAAGCAAUGCUUUUGCUCUUUACUGAAAGGUUAGACCAAGUCAGUUAAAAUAUUAAAUGAGCAUUUAUGUGCUUCUGUAUAAUUAGAGGCUAAAUGAAUUUACAACCACUAAACACGUGUCCCUUUGUCCAUUCAAUGAAAUUAGAUGUAAUGCUAAUGAAUUAAAAACAACUCAUUCCACUCUGACAUUUCACAAAAUGAAAGCACUUCAAUUUGUUUUUCAGAAAGAAAGAAAUAUGUAAAUUCAAUUAUAGGUCGAUUGUUGUAAAUGUAUUCAAUAGAUUAUGCCAUGUUGUAUAUACCUCAUGCAUUGCAGAAAUCUUUUCUUCUUCAUUCUAAGUCCAGCUUUUGUUAUGUAUGAAUUUCCUUUGUUGGUUAAAUGUGUCUAUUAGUAAUCAAAGAUAGCCCUAAAAGCUUUCUCUUGUCGCUAUUCAGUUUACCAGAGACUUUUUUCCUUCUUCCAACAAACAUAAAAGUUUACUAAAGCAGGUUUCCUGUUUUGAUGUGUUGACUAGUUCUGGAAGAAGUUCCCAGUUUUGUAGGUUUAGAUGUUAGGUUUGAGCGUACAGGACCCAGCCUGAGUAGCACGUUGUGCAUGAAGCAAGAGAAAGGAGUGAUUAGGAUAUAGCGGGUGACAAGAAUAGCCAUACUUGAAGACGCUUGAGUGUUUCUGAGUGAAGUCGAUUUUACUUGAAUGACUUUCUGACUUCAACUAAUGUACUGGGGUGCACAACAUGCAUUAAGCAAGCAGCCAUUAGACACUAAAAGGCUUACGUGUUCUUUUUUUCUGCCUUUUCGUAUUGCUUACCUUGUUCCCUUAAAGUUUGUAAUGCUUAAAAUGUUGAAUUAAGAAUGUCUUUGGAUACUGUAAAUAUUGCAAUGUGCUGAAGAACUGAAUGCAGUUUAUUGGAAAGCUGUUUGUUAUAUCAUUCCUGAUAUUGCUGAAAUGUGGGUGUUUUUAAUAAAAAUGUAUAUUUAUUUCAAGCAUUUAAAUUGUCCUUUUUUUUUUACAUGCAUUUUCAGAAUUUUUAUUGGUGUUGAAUUUUUAAAGUAAACAUAAAAUUAUUAACCUCGUGCGAAUGAGCAUCCACAUGCGUGGACGUUGUAUUUUGGCUUCGCUAUACGCAAUGCAUUAUUUAAAUGAAAUAAAACAGGCUGAAUGUUCACAAGAAUCUACACUGUCAUUUAAGGGUUAAACUUGUAACAACUUUUGUGCCGGUUGCCAUGUAAAAUCCAGGGACAAUCCUCCCACGUGACGUGACACAACAGCGUGAUGUCGAUUUCUGUGAAGCGCUUCUAUGGGCGCAGUGCCAACUAAAGUGCGCCUGGAAAGAAACCUCUAAGUUUUUGCAUUGAAAUCUGUUUGGUUGUAAAGAUUAACGUCUCUAGUUUAGUUUGAAAUGACGCUUUAAAAAACACACAAAUGUUUCAUGCAUCAGCGUGCUGACAAACAUGAUGUCCACAUAUGUGUACGAUGGGACCUUAUUACCUCAUAACAUAAGAUCAGAAAAACAUGUUAGUUAUUUUGAAUAAUUUUGUAUUAUUCAAUACAACUGU